AAAAAACAUAGUUUCAUUUCAUUCAACGCAAUUGCAACGGGCACCGUCCCCUUCAUAGAAGCGCACGAGUUAUUUAGCAUCCCGUAAAAGUGUGACUGGCCCUUUAAAACUAAAGAAGACCUUGCCUGCACUCGGUCCUCUGACGCCUCGCGCCCGGGAUUGAUUUGCAUCUACGGUCAACAAACAAGGACUGGGAAACAAGCGGUGGCACAGUGGUCCCUGUCUCUGCUUUUUAUAACUAAGACAAAUAAAACGAAGAAUUCUGACAUGAAUGUGGCUAAAUACACUGCCUUGUAAUUAAUGCGGCGCACAGUCUUAUCCUUUUGACGAUUUGUGCACCGGUCUUUACGUUUGGCCCUUUCUGCACUCGUGUGAGAGGGCGUGGCCCGGACGGACGGACGGACGGACGGACGGACGCAUGGAGGACAAACGAAAGAAGCGCAGCCCCAAAGUGUCCCUCCCCCAGCCCCCCCCGCCCCCCGUCAACCCCCGCAAGCUCUCGGUCCUCCCGUCCAGCAGGAGUGCCACCUUCACCCUCGGCCUCCCUCACCCCCCCUCCCCGAAACCCAGGGGCAAGCUGAAGAGGUCGGUGGGGACGGCGGGACAGCCCCGCGACGUUCACAGUGUAGCCGUCGCCCCCCCGAAAAACUCCAGACCCCAUAGGGAGAAGCCUCGCACGCCCCAGCCCGCAGGCCCCAGUAAGGUGGUGCAGUCCUCCCCCCUGCAGCACUCCUUCCUGACGGACGUGUCGGACGUUCGGGAGAUGGAGGGGGGGCUCCUCAACCUGCUCAACGACUUCCACUCGGGCAAGCUGCAGGCUUUCGGUAAGGUGUGCUCCUUCGAGCAGCUGGAGCACGUGCGGGAGCUGCAGGAGAAGCUGGCCCGUUUGCACUUCAGCCUGGACAGCCACGUGGAGGAGCUGUCCGAGGACCAGAGGAAGACCGCGUCCGACCGCAACCUGGAGCACCUGCUGGGCAACCUGGAGGAACUCAGCAGCUCUAUACAGAAACUACACCUGGCGGAGAACCAGGACCUGCCCAAGACAUCGACUUCCUGAAGGAGGGAGGUCUAUGUGCACAAAUCCCGAUCCGACUAGAGGAGGGACGGGGUCAGAGGGAGAAGCAAAUCUGUCCAGACAGGAAGUAAAGGUUACUGUGGUGAUGAUGGUUAACAGAGCUAGCAUGGACUGUGAACGGCAUAAACCGGGAUCCACAGAAAAAGCACAAUUGCUUUAGGAAAAUGAAAACCCAAAGUGAUAUGUGAUUUCGCUGCAGGUUUUUCUGCCCAUUGUUUACAAGUGUAGUUACAGUGGCUGUUUGAUUAAAGCUGUCUGGAGAGUGUGUGUGUGUGUGUGUGUGUGUGUGUACAUUUCAUGUGUGUGCAGCUGUACCUUAGUAAGUGUGUGUGCACCUGUGUGCAUACUUGUAUGUUUGUAGGCACCAAUGUGUGUGUGUGUGUGUGCACAUGCAUGCAUUGCACACACAUGUAUUUGUGCAUCAUAUUAAGGUCCGUCCCAUGUAAUCUCAUUCCACCUCACAAAGAAUCACAGCUUGUCUUUGUUCUUCCUCCAGUAGCCUUACUUGUCUCAGCUUCCUCAGUGUAAUUGUCUUACACUACUUCACCUUACAGGCAUUUAGCAGCUGCUCAGAGAAUUUCUCACUUUUACGUAGCAAACCCAUUUAUACCGCUAGAUGCAUACAGAAGGAAUUCAGGUUGAGCGCAUUGCUCUAGUACCGCCUGGGAGUCAAACCCGCAACCCUCAGGUUGUAAGUUCAGUUCCCUACCCAUUACUCAAUACUGCUCCCAGUAAAAGCCCCUGCCCUGGCUGAUCCCCUGGCCGUUUUCCCAGAAUGCAUUGGGUUUCACGAGUCACGCACCUGCACGU
Messenger RNA from Anguilla anguilla (European eel), 1885 nucleotides. It is a transcript of the gene ccdc28b, whose product is annotated as coiled-coil domain containing 28B. The record is from RefSeq and is a predicted model, not a curated record. The transcript has 6 exons. Lineage: Eukaryota; Metazoa; Chordata; Actinopteri; Anguilliformes; Anguillidae. The coding region runs from base 419 to 1057 and encodes 212 amino acids.